Molecule: messenger RNA, 540 nt
Organism: Schizophyllum commune H4-8
Lineage: Eukaryota; Fungi; Basidiomycota; Agaricomycetes; Agaricales; Schizophyllaceae
Exons: 2
Coding region: 93-386 (97 amino acids)
Source: RefSeq, a predicted model, not a curated record
CUUCCGAGCAUCCAGGGGCGUCCGUGCCUGACAUAAAUACGGAGGUCGCCAACGACAGCGCGGACUUUUUGCCUCCCUUCCCUCGCGCCGAGAUGCGUUUGACUAACAUCGCCACGGCUGCUGCAGUCGCACUCGCAGCGCUAGCCAGCGCAAAGCAAUCAAUAUUCAACACUGACGCGAGCAUCUCGCCUGGCUGUGGUAACCUCUGCAUGGACCGCCGCUGCGCCGGCCUCGACGAGCAGGCCUGCCUCUGCCAGUACCGCGGCGCGCUCAGGAUACCGGAAUGUCUGAUGGCGAAUUGCGAUACGGAGGGCGUGUACGGGGCGAUGAGAGCGUUCGAUGCGUAUUGUCGGGAGCGGCGGGGAGGCUAUUAUAUUGAAGGUUGAGGAGAGCGGAUAGAAGGAGGGACGCGCGCGAGGGCGCAACAAAGCCAGUCUAUACUAAAGGGUGCUCACAUACCUGUCGGACCUCUUUGAAGAGCGGUCAAGAUGGACCGGUACCAGCCAGGACCGAAAGAACACAUCCUGGUCGGCUUCAAUA